Messenger RNA from Syzygium oleosum, 951 nucleotides. Its product is annotated as NAC domain-containing protein 72-like. The record is from RefSeq and is a predicted model, not a curated record. Gene Ontology annotation, molecular function: DNA binding. The transcript has 2 exons. NCBI's taxonomy places the organism in Eukaryota, Viridiplantae, Streptophyta, Magnoliopsida, Myrtales, Myrtaceae. Bases 1 to 951 code for a protein of 316 amino acids. Gene Ontology annotation, biological process: regulation of DNA-templated transcription.
AUGGCCGAUACGCUCCCCAUCGGUUACCGGUUUUCUCCGUCCGACGAACAACUCUUCUUCUAUUACCUUGCGCAUAGGGUGAGAGGGGAUUUAUCGUUUUCCGGAUUCAUACCCGAGUUCGACGUGUACGAGAAGGAACCGUGGAAGUUCUUCGACGAGAACGCGGACAGGAGCUUGUACGUCUUCACCAAGAUCAAGAUGAAGAAGUCCAGAGCGGAAAGGACGGCGGGGUCGGGAUUCUGGAAGGGGGUGAAAACCACCGACAUCGAAGAUCAUCAGGGCAAUAUCGUCGGCCACAAGAAGCACUUCAACUUUAAAGCGAAAGACGGCUCGUCUUUCGAACGCGAAAACGCAGCAAAGGGAUCUUGGAUCAUGCACGAGUACUCCAUGCUUAAGCAAGAAAUUGUUCUAUGUAAAAUCCGAUUCAAGAAGGAAGAAAGCAGGGAAAAACAAGGCACUACGAUUUUCCUAAGCAUGCCUGUCAGAACUCGAGAAGAUCACCGACUCAACGAAUCUUCCGACUUCAACCGCAACAUCGAUGUGCCUCACCAAGACAUCAACAUGGAACCAUCGGAAGCAAUGUCUCCCUUUUCGGGUCCUCAUGUUGAUCGGCAACCAUGGUAUUGCACAGGUUCAGAGGGGGAAUCCUUCACGUUGGCAUCUCAACCGUGCUUAGCAAUCAGUGCACAACCAGUAUUCCAUAUUAGGGGUUUCGUAAGUGAACAAAGGCCAAUCGAGCAAUGCUUCAUGGGCAUCGCGACAUCCGGUGGAAACGCAAAUUCACUUGCAUUUCCAAUCACAGAAGAGAAUACUAACGACGACGGUUCUCAAUGGUUUCUUGACCACAUCAAUCUCGAUUGGACAAAUGGCUGGGAGGACCCCGAAGACAGCUUCGUACUAGGUGAAUGGCCUCUAGCAUGUGAUGUUACCGCAUCGAGUUCGCCCCUUUGA